CGCACGUCCACCGUGCACAUUUCAAAGGAAAACAAAACGUUGCGUUGACGCAACUUGAUCCCUCCAGACUCAUGUGUUGUACAUUUCUCGUCAGCUAUGCAAGACUGAAUGCUCAUACAGUGGAAUGAUGAAUGGAAAUGCAAACACUAGAAUGACCAGUCCCUGGAUCAAUUACCCCAUCUUGAUAGUAACUUUCUCAGUUCUGGCGAGUCCGACGGACGUUGAAUUCUGCGGUGGUCAUUUAAUGUCGCCAAGGGGAAUAAUUCAAACGCCAAACUUUCCUGGACCAUUUUCCGUGCCCAUUAAGUGUCGCUGGGUGAUAGACGCAUCGGACAUACCAUUUGGCAACAGUUCCAUUGUUAUUUAUCUCACUCAGUUGUACGUUUACAAGGGUUUAAAAUUCACCGAGUACGCUUAUUACGAGUCUGACAGCACAAAUUUUGGUGCAACCCUCAUUAAAAAAGUCACAGAGAGCAAUGUUUUUGAAUAUCGCUGGUUCAAAACAUACAGGCCAUUUCUCGUUAUUGACUUUAAACUGGACCGACUCGAGGGAAAUCACGUACGAGUACUUCAUGAUCUUCUCGAUGUUUAUGGCUUCAAUGUCACGUACGAAGUGACGGAGGCAGAUGCCAACCCAAAUUCUUGCACGGUUAGGGACUGCUCUUUUGCGGGAAAUUGCAUACUCGAUGGCACCUACGAGUCAUUUAGUUGUCACUGUUUCGAGAAAUUCACCGGUGAAAAAUGCUCUCACGGUCCACUCUGCAUAGAUGAUGAACGGGAGACCAUGUGCAGAAAUGGUGGUACCUGCAAGCACAUCGGGGCAGAAGCUGUGAGAUGUCUCUGCACCUCGGGUUACACGGGAAACAGUUGUGAAAUGCCGGUUUUAAACGAUACACGGGGAGAUUGCCGGGGCUCUGCCUGCAUCCAGCAAUGCUCGUACUCACCCGAGGCUCGAAAACCUUGCGAAUGCACAAAUCGCAUACCCGUGUACGACAACCGGGCGAGAUACGAAUGCCGAAUAAAAUUAGCCAACUUCACGGCCAUCCGGAAUGGAGCCAACACACCGGCAGGAUCUACAGAGGCAUUAUUGCGGAAGCAACUAGCGAAAUACCUCCGCAAUUCGAAUAUAUCAACAGUGGAGGACCUCAAAAUUCUGAAUGUGACGUCGUCGGCGGAAGUUACGUUUCACUUCUUCGGUGUCUCCGGCGACGGGGACAGAAUCAGAGAGGCCCUGAAUCGUCUUGUUCAGCGGAGACGCCUCAGCGACUUCACAUUGGAGUCAACACACUUCACAUUCCAGCAAAAACCUUCAUUAAGACUCCAGAGCUUGCGGGUCGGUGAGCACGAGGUGAGAUUGGGGGAUCAGUUCGUAUUGUCGUGCGUCGCCCAGGGGAGCGAGGGGAUUAAAUUCGUCUGGUAUAAGGACGACAUGCUUGUCAAUAUCAGUAAAUCCACGAGAGAAAUAUGGCAUCGAGAACUGCCAGAUGACGGUUCAGACACGCAUACAUCACUCUUGACAAUCGACAAAGCGACUCUAUUAGACGCGGGUCAAUACACGUGUCGAGUGGUUGAUUGGGGAAUGGAGCAGUGCAAGAAUAUUCAUAUCGAUGUCAGAGACGUGCCCGACGUUAAAGUCGUGCCCAUGAGUGCCACCAUCGAAAGAGGAAAUAAUCUUCAAUUGUUGUGUAUCACUCCGAAUAUGAGGAGUCUUGGGAUUGGCUUUGGGUGGACGAAGAAUCGGGCUCUGCUCAAGUUGGAACCGGGGCAUCAGUUCUGGGAGGAUCUCUAUCCUGCUGGGAGCAUUCUGAAGAUCGUUAAUGCUCAGAAAUCAGCGAUAUAUACUUGCAACAUAGCCCAGCGUUCGAUGUCGGUUAGAGUUGAAGUGGUGAAUCGCACGCUAAUACCAAUAUGUCCUCGGGAUAACUCGUGGGGGUUGAUCUGGCCCGAGACUGGGCCCAAUUCAGAGGCCCUCCUGGAGUGCCCCAGGGGCUUCAUUGGGCCCAGAGUGUCGAGACUCUGCUCCAUGAGAGACGCAACGACGUCCGUCUGGCAGUUGCCUGAUUUCUCAGAGUGUUCAUAUCAACCGUUCAUAGUACCUUAUUCCAAUUUUCGAAGUUUAACAUUAGGCUAUCAAAACACAACAGGCUCAAAGACAAUCACCUCACUGUGGGAGGCACUGAGAUCCCGAAAAUUACCCCUGUACCCGGGCGAAGGCGAUAGACUCUUAAGUAUACUCGCGAUGAUCGAGGACUAUCAAAGCUCAAUAAACGAUCUCGAUGACUUGUACAAUUCCGCCGAAGUGUUAACGAGGAUAAUUAAUAGGAUACUGACCGAUGAGAACUCUGUACUGACGCGUGAUAAGCAGUUGCUCCUCCAGCAACUCAGCCUGAGGAAUUUGGAGUAUUGGACAAGACUUUUAAUUUAUCCGUAUAAGCACUUGGCACUGUCAUCUGUCGUUGUCGAUAUUCAGGCGUUACAUGGGGCUGGGGAUGACUGGAGGGAGUACUUGCUACGGGUGCCGGUGGAUGAUUACAUGUAUCCCCAUUGGUACAGUGAUAGUAUAACAAUUCGCCUCAUGAAAUCAGACAUCGAUGCCAAUAUCAAUAAGACGUUCAGUGGAAUUGUCAUUGUUUAUAAGAAUAUUACAAAAUUCCUGCCAACUACGUAUGUUAAGGAACUGGAGGACGGAACCGACCUGGAGUAUCGUUUUCACUCUCGUCUAGUAACGGUGGCCCUCUCCCCCGCCCUCGACGACCGCAGUUACUCGAAAAUCCAGAUAGAACUUAGAAUGCGAUAUCUGCAGAAUAUCACUGGCUCGUGGAACGUAUCCUGUGGCGUUGAAGACCACACGGGGUCCUGGGAUUUGAACUCGUGUUCAGCAACAUUAAUCAGGGAUGAAAGCUCGACCCAGUGUCUGUGCACAAAGCCAGGAACUUUCGCGGUAUUUCUGACUGCCCGAGCAACGAAAGAUGCACUGGCGCACGAUAACCAAACCACGUUCAUAGUUCUUUUGGGGUGUGAACUGUGUCUUUUGGAGAGCACGAUAUCAUCAUUUAUUCUCGUAUUUCAUCUGUGGAAAAACCGUACGUGGUUGAAUUUUUUGAAGCUUCAGUGCGCAGCGGCACUCGUUGGGGCAAUGGGAGUCUUCAUUUAUGCCAUUCAGAGUUCAUUGGCUGAGAGUUCAUACGCAAUAGUCGCCGUGACACUCGAGGCAUUUCUCCUCAUGGGGAUGUCAUCCCCAAUAUCUCAAGCUUUAAUAAUCUACGCUGACCUGACACAAGUCCGUCCGAGUCAGCAGUUUCAGCCUACUGUGAUAGCCGUGAUAACCGGACUCCCAAUUAUCUGCAUUUUAACAACUGAAUUAACCCACAAGAGCACCGGCUGGCGGCACGAGUCCUGGUGGUUGAUUUUUGGCACCGGGGUUUACAAUAUUUUCGUCAGCUGUGUUGCCACAAUGCUCUCGAUUUUUCUCCUACUGUACAGUGGAAUUCUGUGGAAAGCCCACGUCCUGAUGGACCAGAGCGCUGUCAAGAAGAAGAGCAUUGACGGCAAAAUUGGAUUACUCCAUCGAGCUGCACUCACUGUUUGCGGACUCAUUGUCAUGGAGGCAGCCUCGAUCUUGUUUGUCAACUCGUCGGCGAUGAUUUAUCAUUAUCUUUUCGGGGGUAUUUCCAGCGUUUUGGGGUUUGUUAUACUUUUUUCGUACAUUGGAGGGGGAGAAGUUAGACUGUUUGCUCCGAUUCUGAGGAAGUUGAGGUUGACUGAUGACGCGGACAUCAAAUCUGAUUCAAUUAAAGUAUCAUCGAAACCGCCUGAUCUAGACAACGAAAUGACCCCCCAAUCCACAACAAUGCUGAACGGUCGAGGCUGCCGACCGCUGCGUGGGCAGACAUUGAGCUCCACCGCAAUCCGCUACACCAUUGAAAUCCCACCGUCACACCAAAAGCCCUCGCGACCCUCUCGUCGUGCCGAGCCCCGAGUGUCCCACACCGACGACAUAAACCUCGAGAACUACAGCACAAGCCCCCGAAAGUACCACGAGCCAAGGAAAUACGAUAAAACAAUCGGCCCCCAGAAUCAAUACUGCCACCGUGAUUUCUACGAGGUCAACUCCAGGAUUAUUCAGCCCCACGAGCCAACGAAGCACGCGAAUUCCCGGGAUAUUCAAACGUCAACCUGUGCUGAUGCCAUAACUGCCGAAUGCUCAACAACAGUAUUAUGCAGUGUCGAUAUUGAAACGAGAAUGGGUUUAAGUGCCAUGCCAGACGUUACUCUGGCAACUAAAAGUGACACAGAACAUUCAAAUGUUGAAAUAAUCCCUCGCGAUGUUGUUAAUGUUAUUCCGGAUAUCGCCAGCACUGGGGGACGAAAGCAGCCGGACGACGAGGAGAAGAGUGAGGACAUUGGUAAUUGUGAAAAUACGGCGGGAAUGCUCGAUCGCAUCUCUCAUGAUCUCGAUUAUUUGUUGAAUCGCACCGGGGAAGAAGCAUGAAUUAUUUCAUUAAACGCAUUCCGAGCGGCUCGGGCGUUGUGCCUGCGCUUGAAACACGAGCUGCAUUUUUUUAUGAAAAUUGAGAGUGCAUUGGGUGAGUGAGGGGAUUAGGAAUGGGGUGGAAUGAAGCUGGUGACGUGGGACGGGGGUCCCGAAGGUGCGAAUCCAGGCGGUUUUUUUUGGAUUGGAAUGCUUGGAGAAUGGCUUUUCCAUCCCAUUUUUCCUCGAGUGGAUUAUGCUGAUAGAAAAUUUAAUUUUAGGGAGAUGUUUUUUGGGGGAACAAGGAUUAUUUGGUUUGAGGGGUUCUAGGGUCAAAUUACACUUAUUUUUAGUCGAGAAAUUUUCUACUUUCAUGAAUUGAUAGGACAUUCCUGCCUAGAAGAUGAUUGCAUGAAUAAGUGAAUUGAAUGUUGGUAUGUGUGUACACACGACCCAAUAUGGCCCAGAAUAAUUGAUUAAUUGACGGUUGAAUCAAAAUUAUUCAUGAAUUGAAUGUGGUUCACUCGAAUGAAGACUUGAAUUGAGAUUUUCGUAUGUCACAUUAAACAGAAUUUUUUAUUUCCAAAUUUUAAAUAAAUCUUUGUAAUUUACGAUUUUGUUAUCUUGAAUUGAUGGGAUUUACUGCAGGGAAGAAAAUACAAACUUGGCAUGAUUUUACGUUAAAAAAAAUCAAAUAUUCUUAUUAUUAGGACAAAUAAAAUUGACUGAAAUUCACUGCCAAAUCAAAUUAAUUGAGAAAGUCAUCAUAAAUAAUUGUUGUUUCGACAAAAUCAUCUCGUUAAUUAAUUUAUUGUCUGAAUGUAGGUUUUGGUGAAUGUCUCUUCCGAAUUAUUGUAUACGAUAAAGAAUGGAGAUUCAGGAAUGCGGCAACAUGGCAACGUCACGUGUGUUUGAAAACCGAAAUACUGUUUAUGAUACUUUUAUUGUGACGCAUCGAAAAAUACCAUAAUUCUUAUGUUCAUGACUUCCAUAAUUCAUAUUAAUAAUUUAGAAAUAAAGAUGAUACUUUUUAUAA
Messenger RNA from Diachasma alloeum, 5507 nucleotides. RefSeq lists its product as uncharacterized. The transcript has 17 exons. The record is from RefSeq and is a predicted model, not a curated record. Lineage: Eukaryota; Metazoa; Arthropoda; Insecta; Hymenoptera; Braconidae. Gene Ontology annotation, molecular function: G protein-coupled receptor activity. Gene Ontology annotation, cellular component: membrane. The coding region runs from base 125 to 4492 and encodes 1455 amino acids.